Molecule: messenger RNA, 2670 nt
Organism: Ilex paraguariensis (yerba mate)
Lineage: Eukaryota; Viridiplantae; Streptophyta; Magnoliopsida; Aquifoliales; Aquifoliaceae
Source: the annotation of a GenBank genome assembly
AUGGCUAGUGAGACUGCUGUGUCAGAUCAUUCUACAACCCUUGAGUUGAGAUUCCAGAAUUAUGGUUCGGUUGAUUUUCAGUUGGGAGAUGAUGUAUUCAGCGGGAACAGUAGAGAAGGAGUGCAUGAAGAGGUAAAAACCAUUGAAAAAGAGAGUGUUUCUCCUCCUAAACAAAGUGGGGAGGAAGAAAAACCGAAAGCAGAGGAAAGUCCGAGUCCAGCAGUGCCUUUGAUUGAGAAUAAGCCAGCCGAGCUUCUGGUAACUGAAGAUGGAAAGAAGAUUGAUGUGGCAGAAAAUCCAAAAGCUGGGGACUCACCAAGUCCAGCAGUCAGUUUGGAACCAGAAGAAAAGAUCGAGGAUAAACAAGUUGAACCUUCUGUAAUGGAUGAUGUAAGAAAGAUUGAUGAGGAAGGAAAUCCCAAAGCUGAGGACUCUCCAAGUCCACCAGUCACUUGGGUUGCAUCAGAAGAAAAGAAUAAGGAUAAGGGAAUUGAGCCUUCUGUUAUUGAUGAGUUAAAGAAGAUUGAUGAGACCCCUGACGUGGAGUUUCUUGUUGAACCUUCUGCAAUGGAUGAUGUAAGAAAGACUGAUGAGGAAGGAAAGCCCAAAGCUGAGGACUCUCCAAAUCCACCAGUCACCUUGGUUGCAUCAGAAGAAAAGAUCGAGGAUAAGGGAAUUGAGCCUUCUGUUAUUGAUGAGUUAAAGAAGAUUGAUGAGACCACUGAUGUGGAGUUUCCUGUUGAACUUUCUGUAAUGGAUGAUGAAAGAAAGACUGAUGAGGAAGGAAAGCCCAAAGCUGAGGAUUCUCCAAGUCCACCAGUCACCUUGGUUGCAUCAGAAGAAAAGAUCGAGGAUAAGGGAAUUGAGCCUUCUGUUAUUGAUGAGUUAAAGAAGAUUGAUGAGACCACUGAUGUGGAGUUUCCUGUUGAACCUUCUGUAAUAGAUGAUGAAAGAAAGACUGAUGAGGAAGAAAAGCCCAAAGCUGGGGAUUCUCCAAGUCCACCAGUUACUUUGGUUGCAUCAGAAGAAAAGAUCGAGGACAAGGGAAUUGAGCCUUUUGUUAUUGAUGACUUAAAGAUGAUUGAUGAGACCCCUGAUGUGGAGUUUCCUGUUGAACCUUCUGUAAUGGAUGAUGUAAGAAAGACUGAUGAGGAAGGAAAGCCCAAAGCUGAGGACUCUCCAAGUCCACCAGUCACUUUGGUUGCAUCAGAAGAAAAGAUCGAGGACAAGGGAAUUGAGCCUGCUGUUAUUGAUGAGUUAAAGAAGAUUGAUGAGACCCCUGAUGUGGAGUUUCCUGUUGAACCUUCUGUAAUGGAUGAUGUAAGAAAGACUGAUGCGGAAGGCAAGCCCAAAGCUGAGGACUCUCCAAGUCCACCAGUCACUUUGGUUGCAUCAGAAGAAAAGAUCGAGGAUGAGGGAAUUGACCCUUCUGUUAUUGAUGAGUUAAAGAAGAUAGAUGAGACCCCUGAUGUGGAGUGUCCUGUUGAAGAGAUGUCAAAAUUGGCCAAAGACUGUAUUCCUGAACCAAGCAUCCUUGAUGUUUCAGAACCAGUUGCUGACAACAUUACGUGCAAGCCAGAGGAGAAACCAGUGAUUGAUACUGUUGAGAAACAAGAAGUGGAAUCCAUCAUAAAGUCUGCUGAGGAAAAGCCAGAGGAGAUGCCAAAUAUAGUUGAUGUUCCUGAAUCAUCAGUUGAGGCUGUCAGGAAAAAAGGGGAGCAAGUAGAAGUUUUAACUGUCGAAGAAUCAGAAGCUGUUGCAGUAGAAGACGUAGAAAAUUCAGAAGCAGAGUCUAAACAAGAACGUCCCGAACCAAUUCCUAAAAUAGAAGAGGAAUCAAAACAACCAUCUGAAGUUGCUGAAAAACUUGAGGAAGAAUCUGUAGUAAUUAGGGAAAGGAAAGAAGCUCAAGUUAAUGUAAAAGGAGGACCCACUCAUGUUCCCGAGAAGGGCAGUUUGAAGGACAAAGAGAAGGAAUUGGGUGGAGAAGCUGCUGUGGUUGAAGAACAGGCAGAAGAGGAAGUUGUGGAGGGAAAGUUUGAAACAGAUAAUGAAGCUAAGAAUGUAAUAACUGAAGAGAAUGGAGAGAAAAAUGUUCCAACUGGGGAAUUGACUCAACCUGAAGCAAAAGAAGUGGAGGAUGUGACCAGCUCCAUUCCUGUCACUGAAGCUACGGAGAACUCAUUGGAGGGAGAAAAUUCUCGCAGAGAUAUUGAACUUGUUGCUGAAAAUGGGAAAGAAAACAUAAAUAAUGAGAAUGUUCCUUCAGUCAAAACCAACAAAGAUCAAGAUCAGCUUGAAGAAAAGGCAGAUGAAGUCGCAAAAAUUCCCACCAAAGAACAAGUAGAGGAGCCCCAGAAGCCGGAGGUGGAAGUGAAAGGAGAGGAUUCUGUACAAAGUGGUGAAACAAAGCUAGAGAAGGAAAAAGACGCCGAUGAGACAACGCGAGAAGUGUCAAUUCCUGAACGCACCAGGGAUGGACAUGACAUGAAAAUAUCCCAGGACCCUCCCACAGAAGUGGCUUCAACGAAGGCCACUCAAAAGCAAUCAAACAACAUCAUGGCAAAGGUGAAGCAAUCACUCGUGAAGGCAAAGAAAGCUAUCAUCGGAAAAUCCCCAAACUCGAAAAUGUCUUCUUCUGAAACCAAGGGUGAUGUUAAAGCUAAAUGA